This is a messenger RNA of Brassica napus (rape), 1245 nucleotides long. RefSeq names its product replication protein A 70 kDa DNA-binding subunit-like. Lineage: Eukaryota; Viridiplantae; Streptophyta; Magnoliopsida; Brassicales; Brassicaceae. The coding region runs from base 1 to 1245 and encodes 414 amino acids. The transcript has 9 exons. The record is from RefSeq and is a predicted model, not a curated record.
AUGACCAAUGUAAUCCUCAACCCUGUCAAAACCUUGAAGCCAUAUAAGACUAAAUGGCGAUCCCAAGUGAAAUUGUUACAUUCCUGGCGACAAAACACUUCAUUUGGUGGAGAGACUCUUCAAAUGGUUCUAACCGAUGAACAUGGUGAAAAGAUUCAUGCUACGUGCAAAAGGAAUCACAUUCAAAGUGUUCAGCGAACACUACCACUGGGGAAAUGGCGUGUUCUCACAACGUUUACCGUUUCCAAAGCAUCAGGCCAAUAUCGGCCAACCAUCCAUCCAUACAAGAUGACGAUCAGUGAUGAAACUGCCAUUACAAAUUCCGACAUAAUUGAAGAUGACAUCUUUCUAUCUCUUGCCAAAUACGAAGACAUCAUGGAUGGGACCUUAAAGACCCACUUUCUUAUUGAUGUCAUGGGGAAAAUUGUAAGCCUUGAACCAGUUCAAACCGUGCAAGUGAAAGGAGAAGACCGGAAGAAAGUUCAGUUUCGUUUGGUUGACUCAAGUGGUAAGGACAUUGCAUGUUGUUUGUGGGGAAAAUAUGCUGAGCAAUUGGAGACUUAUGUUGAACGUGAACAACCACUGAUCUGUUUGAUCAGAUUCGCCAAAAUAAGUUUCUAUAGAGGUGAGGUGAAAAUAACAAAUGCAUUUGAUGCGUCCAUUGUUUAUCUUGAUCCAACAAUGGAAGAGGCAUUAAAGUUCAAGGAAAAGCUGAUGGAAGACGAACUCCCUCUUUCUCUUAUUGAGAAGAGAAAUGGUAAGAAGGAGGUUGUUUUACAAGAAGAGGACUGGAAUGGUCUUGAGAUCAAGACGAUCUCUGAACUCUUUGUUGCAAAUCAGGUGGAGAACUGUAAAAUCAUUUAUUCAAUUGAAGCUAUUGACACUGAUUGGUCGUGGUUCUAUUUUGGGCAUAAAGGUUGCAAACAUCGUGCUAUUAAAAUUGGUAAAAUUGUUCCUUCAAGAUUUAAGCUUCAUUUGAUUGUGAGGGAUGACAUAGAAACAUGUAAGCUGAUGCUGCUUAACACUGUUGGUAUGACCAUUGUUGGACAUGAAGCUGUUGAUCUGUGGGAUGGCCCCUAUGAUGAGGUGCUCAUGCUGGAAGUUGCAAGCCAUAAUGAAUCAGAAGAAUGCAAAACACCUUUUCCAAAACGCAAAGAGGAAGAUGCUGAUCUCCCAGACAAAAUAUCAACUUCUAAAAAGUUGUGUCGAGCCUCAAUCAAAGUGGAAAAGGAAAACGAAGAGUAA